CCAUUAACUUAUCAGUUGGUUAGCGCAAUUCAAAUUAAAACUAAUUCAUAAUUUUAUUUCCGAUGCGCUAAAGCCAGCAUAGUUUUAAAUUCGGAAGAUGCUAUGUGACAACCGAAAACGCCUCACCGCAAUGUUCCUUGCACUAUUCCAGUGAGGAAACCGGAUAAUCAUGCGAGCGAUGAAGAGCAACGUUCCCUAUCUACCUGGUGUCACAGAGACUGAAAGCAAUAUAUCCACAAAGACAGCUGUCGAGAUAUUGCUUGUUGUUGUUGGUAGUGUUUUGCUUGUGCUGUUUGCACUGUUUGGACUUUCGACGGUAGUAACACGAUCAACAUGGUGGUAUAGACGUCGGCGCACCUAUCUUCGACGCCUGGAUCACGCAGGUCGCUGCGAAAACAUACCAUUAGAGGACAAGCUAUUCCACUACACCAGCUAUAUCCUGGAGUCGAUGUCAUUUACCAGUGGUGAAAGUGACGCGGAUACAAAGAAAAUCUCACUUCGUACAAAACUGGGGGCAAAAUCUGCCACGCGCGAUGAAUGUCAACAACCAGCUCUACCACUUCGUUUUCAGCCGGAAAAGUUAUACGGGACGGUGUCCACAGUGCACAGGGACAACCUGCGUAAAAAGAGUUGGUCCAGUUUGACCGUUCAGCCAUCCAUUUCUUCAAGCCGACGAGCAUCCAUGGUAGAUAGUCUACUACACAACACCGCCUCUCCGAAUACGAAGACUCUGUCCAAGGUUACUGCAAGCACACAAUUAUCUUCAACUCAGGCCUGUCCAAGAAAAGCGUCAGAAAAGCGCUGGAAUAUAAAUGAACUACCCCAAAUAGAUAUCACUUGUGUAUAUGAUGAGUCUGAAGUUGAAGCUACUGCUGACAGUUAUGAAAACAUUGCCACUAGUAGUAGACCGAAUGUGCGAGAGAAUUUAACUGUCACUCUUCCUGCAAGAAGAGCAUCUUCAACAAAUUUUGAGCUCCUCAAUACUCGGUCAGAAAGAAAAUUGAGCAUAACUGAAGACAGUGUACAAAGGACAGCUACGAAUGCCCAUUCAGACGUGGAGUCCAAUCCAAGCGAUCUACAUCCGAGAGCCAAGAAGCACUCGUUUGGUUACGUUUUAUCCAAAAAGCGCCCCAGCCUACGCGAAGUGAUCCAAAGGGGAUCCUUUUUCUGGCCCGAUCAAGCGCAUUCCGGAACACUGAAGGUUGAGAUGGAUGAAGUAACCAAAUCAUUCACUGCAGGAAUUCUAGCGAAACCAGAAAAGGCUACUGGAUCGGAGGAAUCUAUCACUUCAUUGACGGAGGAGCAGGAUCAACCGAAACUUCCCAGCACCCCCUUAACUUUGGAAAAUGGAGACUUUGUUGGGGUGAUUGCACUAGGAUUGGCGGUCGAUGGCUCUACUAGCUUAACUCCCUCAAAGCUGCGCAUUCAGCUCCUAGCUGCGAGAGGAUUAAAGCCUCAACGGCCCUGGCAGAAAUCCACAUAUAACUUACGCUGCAUCUGUCAUGAUUCAGACACGACACAGCAUGCUUCGGUACAGUUUAAAGAAGCUGACUUGAAGAUCCUGCGUGCACGAAAAAACUUCGAAGUAUCGUUUGACUGGACGUCACAAUCAGACUCAUACGGGGAGCUACAGAUCCAACUAUUUGAAAAUUAUUCCAAGUGGUCUGGUGAGAAAGAUCAUUACCUCGGAUCAGUCAUCAUACCAUUGAGGGAUAUCUCAAUGAAUAAACCGUCUUGGUAUAAGAUUGUCCCGGCUUACCCGAUAAUCCGGAUCAAGGCGGACGUUCUUGUAUCCCUCUGUCAGCGUCCACUUGAAGGGUUGCUCAGUAUUGGAGUGCACGAAAUUCGCAAUAUCGAUUUCGAAGCUUAUGGUCCCUGGGAUCUGGAGAACUUUAAACAGGAACUCAAACAUCGGCAGAUCGAAGUUGCCGUCCACGCAUGUCUCUUCCACGAGGGUCACUUGAGCAAAUCGAGAAAGAGUAUCUUUCUGCAACGUCCCGGUUAUCGACCUGUUCGCUCGAGGCGAGCAUCCGUCAGUAUGACUCUUGCUUCAAAAAUAUCUGCAGAUUCCGAACCAACUACAAGUGAUGUUCCAUUCAACAGACUCGUUGGAGGUGAACACUUUUUGCAAUUCUCACUUCCCGCGACAAAAAAAUCGUUCGGCAAACUCCAGUUGUCAGACUACGGUGUUGCUUUAUUCUUCUUCAGUAAGCUAUUAGUUGUCGAUCGCCUACCACUGGAGUGUGUGCGUCAGCUUAGGUCAGUUGGUGUGAGUGAAGCGAAGUAUCUGAAUGCAAUUGGCGAAUGUUUCAUUGGCGACCAGGCCGCACAGCUUGAGAAUCGAAAACAGCAUGGACUUGUUCCGAAAUUCGAUAUUCCAAGCUCCUCUCUAUGGUCGGAGGUCAGCAUUCAUGGAUCAAGCCGAGUGUACCAGUGGUUGUCUGUGGAGUAGCUAGAGUUUAAUGGCUGUACUCAGUUGACUGACUGAGCAGUCUUCUGACAUUAUUUUCAUCUCAACAGUUUGAAUCCCCUUCUUUGACAAGGUCACUCCCAUCAACUCGGCACAUUUUCUGUCAUUCGAUCAUCUAGUCCGUUUAUCGUGUUUCAUAUUAAUUAUGUCUCACGCCCCACUUAUGUGCCCAUGGUUCUCCCAAGUACUGGCUCAGUGCAAACGUCAGUUCAUUGCCAUCAAAAAUGAAAACAACUCAGUGUUUGUGUCUAUUCACCAUUCAGAUUCACCUUGAUUUGUCCACAGAAUUGUCAUUGUGUAUAGCGUUGUUAAUUCUUAGGACGCCUGAAGUAAACUGUGUUGUUCAUGUAAUAUCAUUGUUAUCCCAAUGAAGCCA
Messenger RNA from Opisthorchis viverrini, 2846 nucleotides. RefSeq lists its product as hypothetical. NCBI's taxonomy places the organism in Eukaryota, Metazoa, Platyhelminthes, Trematoda, Opisthorchiida, Opisthorchiidae. The coding region runs from base 170 to 2452 and encodes 760 amino acids. The transcript is spliced from 4 exons. The record is from RefSeq and is a predicted model, not a curated record.